AGCUAAACAGGAGUCGCGUGUGACGGCGGCGCGUGGCACACGGCGUCUGAUUUCCGCUUCCUGCACCUGGUCGCGAGGGAGGGCCAGAGUGAGCUGCUCAAGAUGGCUGCGGCCGAGUCAGACCGUGAACCACCGUCCGCCCUUUGCAGUGAAUUUCUGGACUUCUCCGCUAAGGACACGGGCCUGAAAUGGCUCCAAGCCUCCGACCUUCCCAAAGCAGUCUACCAGCACCUGGCCCGCUAUGUACCCAAGAUCUACUGCCUGGGGCCCAACCUGAACCCCCAGAAUGAGGAUCUUCUGGCCCAGCUCCUUCUGCAGGGACCGCUGGAGUGGUACCUGUGCGGGGAGGACCCCUCCAUAGGCCUGGCCAAGUUGGAGCAGAGCAACCAACCCUCGCAACUGUGCGGCCAUGUCUUCAAGGUGGGCGAGCCCACCUACUCCUGCAGGGAGUGUGCCGCCGACCCUACCUGCGUCCUUUGUAUGCAAUGUUUCCUGGGCAGCGUGCAUAAAGGACACCGCUACAGGAUGACGACCUCCGGGGGCGGAGGCUUCUGUGACUGUGGGGACACGGAAGCCUGGAAAAAGGGUCCUUACUGCCAGAAACAUGAGCCCAGCAUCAGUGACUCCUCACAGGAGGACCCGUUGGAUCAACUCUCCGCCAACAUGAUCACUCGCACCUACAGCGUGUUCUCCAUUGUGCUGAGGUACGCUGUGGACAUGCUCACUUGGGAAGAGGAAAACGAGCUUCCAGCUGGCCUGGAACCUCCGGAGCGGGGGGACACGUAUUACUGCAUGCUGUUCAACGAUGAGGUGCACACCUAUGAGCAGGUCAUCUACACGUUGCAAAAGGCUGUCAACUGUACCCAGAAGGAGGCGGUGAGCUUCGCCACCACGGUGGACAGAGACGGGCGGAAGUCGGUGCGCUAUGGCGACUUCCAUUUUUGCGAGCAGGCCAAGACUGUCAUUGUGAGGAACACAAGCCGGCAGACCAAGCCCCUACGUGUGCAGGUCAUGCACUCCUCAGUGGUGGCUCACCAGUGCUUCGCCCUCAAAGCCCUGGCCUGGCUGGGCCAGGUAAUCGGACACUCUGACGCCCUGCGGAGGAUCCUGUGCCAGGUGGGCUUGGAGAAGGGCCCGUUAGGGGAGAACUCCCUGGUAGACACCCUUAUGCUUUGUGACUCCAAGAUGUGGAAAGGUGCGAGGAACGUCUACCACCAGCUCUUAAUGAGCAGCCUUCUCAUGGACCCGAAAUAUAAGAAGCUGUUCGCCAUUCAGUUUGCCAAAAAUUACUGGCGCCUUCAGACAGAUUUUAUGGAGGACGAUCAUGAGCGUGUAGUAUCAGUGACAUCUCUGUCUGUCCAGCUCUUCACUGUGCCCACCAUGGCACGCAUGCUGAUGACGGAAGAGAACCUGAUGGCCACCAUCAUCCGCACCUUCGUGGAGCAUCUGCGACACAGAGAUCUGCAGGGCCGCUUCCAGUUCGAGCGCUACACACCGCAGCAGGCCUUCAAGUUCCGGCGCGUGCAGAGCCUCCUCGGGGACCUCAAGUAUGUACUGAUCAGCCGCCCCACAGAGUGGACUGACAAACUCAGGGAGAAGUUUCUGGAGGGGUUUGAGACCUUCUUGGAGCUGCUGAAGUGCAUGCAGGGCAUGGACCCUGUUGUGCGCCAGGUGGGCCAGCACAUUGAAAUGGAGCCAGAGUGGGAAGCAGCCUUUACUCUGCAGAUGAAGCUCACGCACAUCAUCUCCAUGAUGCAGGAGUGGUGUGCCUCUGAUGAGAAGGUGCUGAUCGAGGCCUACCGGAUGUGCCUGGUGGCUCUGACCCACUGCCACGGCGGCUUUGCAGACGGCGAGCAGCCUAUCACGCUCAGCAUGUGCGGCCACUCGGUGGACACCUUCCGCUACUGCGUGUCGCAGGAGAAAGUAAUCAUCCACCUGCCUGUGUCGCGCCUGCUUGCGGGUCUGCAUGUUCUGCUCAGUAAGACGGAGGUGGCCUACAGAUUCCCUGAACGGCUCCCCCUGAGUGAGCUGAGCCCCCCCAUGCUGAUAGAGCACCCCCUGCGCUGCUUGGUGCUAUGUGCUCAGGUGCAUGCUGGGAUGUGGAGGAGGAAUGGCUUCUCUCUGGUCAAUCAGAUUUACUACUACCACAAUGUGAAGUGCAGAGUGGAGAUGUUUGACAAAGACCUGGUCAUGCUCCAGGCUGGUUCUUCUAUGAUGGAUCCAAACCACUUCCUGAUGAUUGUGCUCAGCCGUUUCGAGCUCUAUCACAUCUUCAGCUCCGCCGACGGCCGCAAACGGCACAGCCGAGAGAACGCCAACAAGGACGUGAUUCAGCAGAACAACACCCUGAUCGAGGAGAUGCUGCAUCUCAUCAUGAUGAUUGUGGGAGAACGGUUCACGCCGGGGAUCGGCCAGGUCCAGCCCAGCGACGAGAUCAAGCGUGAGAUCAUCCACCAGCUGUGCAUCCGGCCCAUGGCGCACAGCGAGCUAGCCAAGGCUCUGCCGGAGAACGAGAACAAGGAGACCGGCAUGGAGAGGGUCAUCGAUUCUGUGGCCUUGUUCAAAAAGCCGGGAGUUACAGGCCGGGGGCUUUAUGAGCUGAGGCCAGAAUGUGCCAAGCAGUUCAACCUCUACUUCUAUCACUACUCGCGUGCUGACCAGUCGAAGGCUGAAGAGGCCCAGCGGAAGCUGAGGAGGCAGAGUGGCGAGGACUCAGCACUGCCCCCGCCUCUUCUGCCCCCCUUCUGCCCGCUCUUCGCCAGCCUGGUGAAUCUGCUGCAGUGUGACGUGCUGCUCGGCAUGCUGGGAGUCGUGCUGCAGUGGGCGGUGGAGCCCAGCGGGGGGCACUGGUCGGAGUCGAUGCUGCAGAGGGUGCUCCAUCUUAUAGGCAUGGCCUUGUUGGAGGAACAGCAGCAGCUGGAGAGCAGCAGCGAAGACGACAUCACCUUCAGCUUCACCCUCAAGAUCUCCCGGCCCGGAGAGGCACCCAGUAACACCCCAAGCAUCCUGGCUCUCCUGGAGACGUUGCAAAACGCGGCCCACCUGGAGGUACACAAGGACAUGAUCCGCUGGAUCCUUAAGACUGUUGCUAGCAUUAAGACGAUGCGGGAGCGCAGCAGUACCAGCCCUGUGACAGACAGCGGGGGCCAGAACCACCAGGAGACGGUGCGGGACAAGGACAAAGCGGAGCGCAAGCGCAAGGCGGAGAUGGCGCGACUGCGUCGGGAGAAGAUCAUGGCGCAGAUGUCAGCCAUGCAGCGGCACUUUAUCGACGAGAAUAAGGAGCUCUUCCAGCAGAGCCUGGAGGAGCUGGAUGCCUCCACUUCAGCCUCAUUGGAGCACAGUCCGAGCUCCCCGGAUGCCGCUCUGCUGUGUGUCGGCCCCCGGAGGACGCGGCCGACGGAGAAGCGGCAGGUAGUUACCUGCAUCUUGUGCCAGGAGGAGCAGGAGAUCCGUGGGGACGGCAGGGCCAUGGUGCUGGCCGCCUUCGUGCAGCGCUCCACCGUCAUGUCCCGGAAUCGCCACAGGCCGCCACCUAACCCGGAGCGUCACGAUCCGCUGUUCAUGCACCCGGACCUAUCCUUCGGCACGCACACUGGCAGCUGCGGACACAUCAUGCAUUCCCACUGCUGGCAAAGGUACUUUGAGGCGGUGCAGGCGAAGGAGCAGCGGCGGCAACAGCGGCUACGUGUGCACACCAGCUACGACGUGGAAAACGGGGAGUUCUUGUGUCCGCUGUGCGAGUGCCUCAGCAACACCGUCAUACCCCUCCUGCCCCUCCCCAAGGGUUCCGGCAGCACUGAGCAGCCGGGUCUCGGGCUGUGGCUGAAGACUGUUUCUCAGCAGAUCAAAUCCCUGCAUUCAGCACACAGGAAGCUUAGACCUGUUGAUGCUGGGGCCGUUGAUGCGACCAGCAACAUGGAAGACUUCCCUCCCCCAGAGGGAUUCAAGCCUGACUAUGUGCCAGUGAACCCCUUCUCCAGUACUGUCAAGGAGAUGCUGACGACGUUUGGGACGGCGACCUACAAAAUUGGCCUUAAAGUUCACCCCAAUGAACAGGACCCCCGCGUCCCCAUCAUGUGCUGGGGCAGCUGUGCCUACACCAUCCAAUCUAUAGAGCGACUCUUGGUAGACGAGGAGAAACCCCUCUUUGGUAGCUUGCCAUGUAGACAGGAUGACUGCUUACGCUCCCUGACCCGGUUCUCCGCGGCGUGCUGGACCACAGCGUCUCUUCCCUCGGUGCAGGGACACUUCAUCCGACUGUUAGCAGCGCUGCUUCCGGACCCCGAGGUGGAGAGCUCCCCCAGCCUACUGGAUGUGGACAUAUUCCACUUGCUGGUGAGCAUGGUGAUGUCCUACCCGUCGCUGCACAUCCAGGACUCUUCUGGCCUCAGCGUGGACGCGGCUCAGCAGAACCUCUUUCAGCUGGUCACCGUGGCUCACGUGGUUCAAGUCCUGCUGACCUCCACGCCAGCAGAGGUGACGAUGGACCAGGAGAGUGGAGGUGGCCAUAGUGAGGAAGAACAGAGCAUCAGUGCCCUCUAUAGCUGCCUUCGGAGACACUUGGGCGGUGCCCUACGUGACGUGGGCUCGGCCUGGCACCUCUGGCGCUGCGUGAAGGCAGGGGUGCUGCCCUUCCUGAGGGCCGGGGCUCUGUUCUUCCACCACCUGAAUGGGGUGCCCACCCCCUCAGAGCUGCACGCCCGGGGCUCUGGUCAGUGGGAGUACCUGUGCGGAUACCUGGGUCUGCCAUCCAACUUACUGCAGCUGUACCACAGUAACCAGGAUCUGCUGGACCCCCUGAUACAGGGGUGGUGCUCUCAUUCAAGCAUACAGGGACUGCUGCAGGGAAGUAGCCCUCUUGUCAGCUACCCCCGGGAGUCCAAUCGGCUGAUCGACCUUCCAGAUGACUACAGCGCCCUCAUCAAUCAGGCCUCCACCUUCACGUGUCCCAAGUCUGGGGGUGACAAGUCUCGCGCCCCAACCCUGUGCCUGGUGUGUGGCGCCAUGCUGUGCUCGCAGAGCUACUGCUGCCAGACAGACCUAGAGGGCGAAGACGUGGGGGCCUGCACCGCCCACACUUUCGCCUGCGGGGCCGGUGUGGGCAUCUUCCUCAGGGUCAGGGAGAGCCAGGUGCUUUUCUUGGCUGGAAAGACAAAGGGCUGCUUCUACACUCCCCCUUACCUGGAUGACUACGGAGAAACGGACCAGGGACUCAGGCGUGGGAACCCGCUACACCUCUGCCAGGAGAGGUACCGGAAAAUCCAGAAGCUAUGGAGGCAGCACAGCAUCACGGAAGAGAUUGGGCAUGCACAGGAGGCCAACCAAUCACUGGUGGGGAUCGACUGGCAGCACUUGUGAUGUUCCUGGUUGGACCCCCCCCCCCCCAAUUAUCAUGAGGGCUACACCGCAGGACUGCAGUUGUACCAGCCAGUGAGGGUGGGGCUGGGUCUCAUACACACAAACACACACACAUGUGCGCGCACGCACACACACAAACACACACAGGAUGUCGGUAGCCAUGACAAUGCAGUAUGGCCCCCCCCCAGCCCUGCCCUCCUUCUCAGAAAACAAAAAAUGCAUGAAGUUCCUCUUUUCUUUCUUGCUCCUUUCAGCCAAGGUAGCAUUUCAUUCUGAUUUAAUAUAAAAUGCAUCUCGCUCAGAGUGCUGUUUUACUUCUCUUUAUCCAUAUAUAAGUUUAAGUUAGCUUUGGUUUUGUUUACUUCUGUAGUGUUUCAGCAAGACACUACAUGUGGAUUAUUUUUUUAAUUUUUUUUUUUUAAGCAAGCACAAGUUCUCUUUGCAUGGAAGCCUCAGUUCCAACGUUACGAUCCUCUAUUCAGUAUGUUGUUUAUGCAUGCACAUGCCUCCUAGUGGUAGGCACGUGUCUCUGCAGUCAAAUUAGUCCCUUUAUUAAAACAAAACGCUAAUUUUUAAGGAGCUCCUAACACAGUUGAAUACAAGCCAAUAUUCUGAAGUAUGGGAGUGUGUGUGUGUGUGUGUGUGUGUGUGUGUGUGUGCGUGCGUGUGCGCACACAUGCUUGCCUUGAUGGCGUGACAUGGGCGUGGGCCUGCCUGGUUGGCAUGUCUACAAGCUGUAGAGUCAUUUACGUAUGAGAAGGGCCCUCUCUCGCUCUCUCAGUUCUGACCCUUAGUUUUUACACGAGGAACAACGUUCUCAUUCAUAGCACUCCCUGCUUCCACUCAGUCAGGGUACCUCGGACCAGACCGGCAUAGAAGUUUAAGAAUCCCAGUAUUACAUUUUUUUUCCCCUCUUUUCUGGAAGCCUGGAUUUAGCUGUUCAUUUGAGGAAAUGUGUGGUUUUUAAGUACAGUUAGGUGGGUAUUUUUAAACCUUGAAAGGACUUUCUCAUGAGCAGGAAUCAUCAGCACUUGGCAAUUAUUUUUUUUUAACCAAGUUUUUUUUUUUUUUUUUUUUUUUUUUGCAUUCAUAAAUAUGAGAUUUUACUGUGUGGGUCAGCCUCUUCCUGUUCCCCAAACUCUUCAGGUCUUAAAGGAGAGCAGUAGUGACAAAUUAUCUCAGACCCUGUUUCCAGUUACCCACUGAGGGUGAGGCUGAGCACCCCCUAGGUGGGAGGGUGUGUGCACAAUAAGCUCCGCCCCCCUUCUCUCCAUGCUCAGUUGGCAUGCUGUCAUGUGACCUCCCACCCCGCCACACUCCAUACUGUGACAUGCUUUCAGUACUGAGAAUGUGCUAUUAUGAUAUGUAAUGGACAGACUUGUUAAUAUGUGAAUUCUUGUAUAAAUGGGUACAAUGUACUAUAUUGUAAAACAGUAAUAAAAUACAAGCAGAAAUA
Paramormyrops kingsleyae is the source of this 6817-nucleotide messenger RNA. It is a transcript of the gene ubr2, whose product is annotated as ubiquitin protein ligase E3 component n-recognin 2. Gene Ontology annotation, molecular function: ubiquitin protein ligase activity; zinc ion binding. The record is from RefSeq and is a predicted model, not a curated record. Gene Ontology annotation, cellular component: cytoplasm; ubiquitin ligase complex. Gene Ontology annotation, biological process: protein ubiquitination; ubiquitin-dependent protein catabolic process via the N-end rule pathway. NCBI's taxonomy places the organism in Eukaryota, Metazoa, Chordata, Actinopteri, Osteoglossiformes, Mormyridae.